Messenger RNA from Camponotus floridanus (Florida carpenter ant), 2182 nucleotides. It is a transcript of the gene exex, whose product is annotated as homeobox protein Hox-A1. Gene Ontology annotation, molecular function: sequence-specific double-stranded DNA binding; DNA-binding transcription factor activity, RNA polymerase II-specific. The record is from RefSeq and is a predicted model, not a curated record. Gene Ontology annotation, biological process: regulation of DNA-templated transcription; spinal cord motor neuron cell fate specification; central nervous system development. The transcript is spliced from 3 exons. Gene Ontology annotation, cellular component: nucleus. The coding region runs from base 491 to 2125 and encodes 544 amino acids. Lineage: Eukaryota; Metazoa; Arthropoda; Insecta; Hymenoptera; Formicidae.
GUCACUUUGCGACGCGACGCCGAGCCGCCUGCUCGUGUCGUCGGCCUCGUUACAGAUCGUGAUAUAAUCGUGGGACCGAUCGACAGACGGUUAUCGAUCAUUGAGUGCGGAUGAUCUAUGAAUCGGUCAGCGAUCGCUCCGAUGACAUUCAUGUGAUAAUUUACGAAACUGUAGCGUUGUGUUGAAAUGCACGCAGAUGCAUCAUCUGCGAUAAAUGUCACUAAUAACCGAUCAGUUUAAGAGAUGAUCGGAUGAAGACUUUGUUGUCACUAGAGUUCAUUUGCAUCAGUGUUUGUUUUAAGAAUCAUUCCGGUAUGUCUUUAUCGUUCAACCGCCAUUGAUCUUUCAAACGGUUUGAUCUAUGACUCGUUCGAAACAGUGCCGAUAGAGAGAUUAUUAUAUCGAUUACAAGUGGAUAUUCGGUUAGUGUUGCUAUCAAAAAGACAUAAUCUCAUCAGUAUGUGUUAGAGAUCUACAGUGAUCGCAGGAUAUGGCAGCUAUGCAUUACAACGCGCAGAUGGUCUCGGAAGAUUUGCAUCAGCAUCCACGGCACCUCUACAAUCUCCAACAGAGACUCCAGGAUUCCGGAUCUUCGCCUAGAUCGGAGGAUGCCAGAUCGCCGCUGAACAGUCGAGUGAGAUCGCUCGAGGAAAUGCGUUUCGUGGACGCUAGAUCACCGGACGUGUCAGAAGAUAGAGUAAUCAGGUACCACGACGACGCUGGAAAGCAUUUCUCCAAGGACCACGUGAGUCCUGCUUUUUUUCAGGACUCGGAGAACCCUUCUAGAAAAUGUUUCAGCGACGAAAUAGCGACAAAUCGUUGCCGUGAGUCGGAAACCUCCCCCGGAAGAACGUCCUCGCCACAAAAUUACAUUCUCAGCUCGUCCAAUCAGCACAGCAGCUCCAUCGGCAAGACAUCCUUCUGCAUCGACGCGCUGCUCGGUCGUGCUACGAAGCAGAAUGAAAUAGAACAGUCAUCGGCCGAUCGACAGAAAGCGUUCUCCAGAAGUCACGGGGUCCAAUCCGAUAAUCUGAAUCUUAGUAGCAUUCAGGAACGGGAAUCCCCCAGCGCCAUAAGAUGCCCUGGAGACCAAAGGACAACCUUGGGAAAUCCCUUGAAUCCUUUCGUUCAGCAUCAUGAGUCCGAGUCGCCCAGUCUGGAGGCUCGGGAUAGACAUUCCGCCAGUCGCGAGACCGUUCUUGGUCUUCAUACCGGCGAAUCCGGCGUAUCUAUCCAAAGAGGCCAAUUCAGGCCCGAAACGGGGACCAGCAACUACCGGAACGACCGGCUGGAGAACGUCGAGGACGACACGUCUGUUGACGUCGAUCCGACGCGGACCGGAAGCGCCAGCCCCGGAAGCAACGCGAGCCGCAGUGCCGCUUCCAGUCCUCCUAUAUCUCCCGGUUCGGAGGAUCCGUCCAGUAACGGCAUCCUGGGCCAUCAGAGUCUUGCGUCUGGGCCUUAUGGCGUAAGCGCGAUGGUCAGGCAAAAUCAGGGCCUCCUACUGCAUCCCGCGGGACCACUUAUCCAUCCAGGAGGAUUGUACUAUCAUCCAGCCGGCGGCAGCGCUUUCCACUCGAUACAUAAGGAGGGUCAGCCAGUCGGUCAUCCCCAAUCCGGAGGGCCUCAUCCUCAGCAGCAUCACAUUCAUCCACUUCAGCUCGAGUGGUUCGCUCGGACCGGCAUGUUGUAUCCCAGAUUACCUGCAGAUUUAGCCGGCUGCGCGGCACAACAUGCAUUGCUGGGCAAGACCAGAAGGCCAAGGACAGCCUUCACGUCCCAGCAGCUUCUCGAAUUAGAAAAGCAAUUCCGACAGAAUAAAUAUCUCAGCAGACCGAAGAGGUUUGAAGUCGCGACGUCGCUGAUGCUCACGGAAACGCAGGUGAAGAUCUGGUUUCAAAAUCGCCGAAUGAAAUGGAAGCGCAGCAAAAAGGCGCAACAGGAGGCUCGUACGAGCGGUAAAGUCGAAGAAACCGGAAGCGCGAGAAGUGCCGAACGAGAUACCGGAAGUGACAUUAGCGUCAACGCACCUGGAACACCGGAGGAAUCCAGAGGAACGCUCCAGGAAAGUCAGAGAACUGGAACGGACCUUCAAGAACCUUUGUAUCGGCCUUACGUGGUUUAAAGAACCAAUAGAGGCACGUUUAAUCUUUGGAAGACCAACAUUUUUCAAAAUAAACUU